AUGUGCAGCGUGGCAAGCACAUCCCUAGUCCGGAGAUUUAUUAUGGAGGAAGUUCGUAACGUCAGUCAAGAAAAAUCUAAUGAAGAUGUUAGCGAUAACAAAAACAAAAAAGAUGGGAGUCGGAAGCCAGUUAAGAAAAAUAAAAACACCACCAUUAGCAACAGCAUCAACAACAGUAACAACAACAACAACUUUAACAUUAAAGAAAUAAAAAAAAAUAAAAUGCCUCAACAGGAUACAACGACAACAUCAACGAACAUUCAAUUAGCUUCUGAGCCAGUGCCCUACUACAGUUAUGAUUGCUACCAUAACAGAUGUUCACUGCAUACCAUGAUGAAUUUAUUGAGAGCUUGGGUACAGUGUAAACAAUUGACGAGAGUGUCUGUUGGCGGGAACUUGGGCGUGGCUAACUCGAACAAGAUGUCAACCGAUGUUAACAAGUUCAAAUCAAUAGUUGCGAUAGAAUUGCUAACGUUCCCACAAAAAUACAUCGACCUUGCCAGCCGCAGCAGUGGUAGCAGCGGCUGUCGUUACGACGUUUGCAUGAUGAACGUUUGUUCUGGCAAACCGUUCACCGCGAACGCUGGUGGUGCUGAUGCUGUCGGUUCGUUCGUUGACACUGCUUUCGACUAUAAAGAUCCUUACAUGUUCAACAUAACUGAGGUUAUAAACUUGCUGAAAAGUUGCGAAUGGUUGCCUGACUACAAGCAGAAAACAAAAUCAAAAUACGAUGAUGAGGCAGCAUCAGAAACGACAACAGCAACAACAAGGAACAACAACUCGCUGACAUGCUUAAAACCCGUUGACAAUAAAAUGCUGCAAAGAGAAUUGCUGGUCGCCAUUGAAUUGUGGCUAAGCUUGUUGCAACACUGUCUCAGCAACUACAACGCAACCAACAACAACACCAGCAGCAACAGAACAAUCAAAGGUAACAACAGUAACAGCUCAGACAGCGUCAACAUUGAAAACUGUAUCAGAGAAUUAACAACACUCCUGGCUUGUCUGGACGUUAAGUUUUUGAAGAAAAAUCCAGAGCUAUACACGAGGUAUAAAUACCUGCUAGCUUACGUGGACGUCUUCAGUGGUCAGUACAUUAUAAAGAAACAUGCUUUCCGAAUGAUUUCAUCACAGCAGCAGCAGCAGCAGCAGCAACAACAUCAGCAACAACAGUUUCUAUCAACGGCAAUGAUUUUGAAAGCCUCAUGUUAUUUUGUUACAUCAGCACAACACGCAUUUGAAGGAAGCAACUGCCAUCUCGUCUGGUACAGCGUUCGGAUGUUUUGGAACGCAUGCAGCUCCUUAGCAAUCAGGUCAUGUGACCGAAUCAAACUGAGACCACAGAUUCAGCAGCUGCUGAAGCUGCUACAAGCUUCUAGCCACAAACUUUGCGGCGGCGGUGGUGAUAAUGAUAUCAAAAGCAACAUCAACAAUCGAAAUAUCAACAAUUCUGCAAAAGUUGUCAAACAGUUAGAUGCAGAAGACUAUCAACACGAGGUCUGGAUGAAUGUGGCACGACACAGUAGGCAACCACACGCGCAGAUAAUGGCUUAUCAGAAUGCUGUUGAAGUUCUCCAGUCUGAACAAUAUGAUUGGCUGAAAUUUGAAUGCCUUCUGGAGUUUUCCCACUGUCUGAUUGGUCACAAUGAAUCACGUGAUGAUGUACGGGACCUCGUUCAUUGGUCCAUUCAAAUUCUUUCAACUAUAGCUGGUCUUCAAUGUCAAGCUGAUCAAGAUUUUUCUAGAAGAAUAACAACAACAACAAAUAAAAGCGAAAGUGAAACUAAGACGAAAAAUCGAAAGUCCGCAAACGAUAGUAUGAAGUUUGGAAAUCGUAAAAAAAUUAGAUCGUCUAGUGCUACGAAAGCCAAUAAAGGAGAGGAUGAAGAUGGAGAGAGGGUGAGGAUGAAGAGAGAUAAUGAAGAAAGAGAGAAAGUUAUCAUAAGAGAGAAACUGAAUUUAGACUUCAAGCAGAGAGCAAUAUCAGUGAAGUUGCAGGGUAUAUCCGACGCACAGCGCUUGGACGGCCUUUUGAAAUGUUACGUCACAUUAGCCAUGACCUCUGACCCGGGUUCGACCAAUCAGAUUGAAGCCUGCCUCAUGAGCCAUCACAUCGUCAUGAGAUUAUGGAAGGUAUGCUUCGAAGACAUCAGUGACGUAAUUAAACAGCACGCUGACGUCAUUAACUCUUCGUUGAAAGAUGGCGACAGCAAAAAGGAAAAGUUGAAAAAUAAAAAAGCUGACAACCGGAAACCCAGCUCUGUCACCGGGAAUAAGAAUAAAAAUAAAAGUACUGACAACAACAACAACAAUAAUAAUAAUAAUAACAACAAUUCAACUGACAAUAACAAUAGCGUUGAUGACAGCAAUGAUGACGUUGUUGAUGACGUAAGCGACGGUAACGAUGGUAAAAAUAAUAAAAUAAAAAAUAGCUCACAUAAUAGCAAUAAAAACAAUAAUAAUAAUAAUAAUAAGAACCAAGGUAACGAUAAUGACAACAACAUCAACAAUGAUACUGAUAAUGAUAACGACGACGACGACGAUGAUGAAAAUAUCAACGCAAGUAACAAGAGAAGUAAGCCUAGCGUAACUUCUAAAAAGUCGACCAGAGUUAUGAAGAAGCAAGAAGGAAUCCCGGAAAAGCCAGACCCAUAUAUCAUUCCUCGAACUCUGAUUGGUUGGUCAACUUUUGACGUCAGCGAUGACGUCAUUGCCACAUUUAGGCAUUCAACUUUUCCUCACGAUAGGGGAUUCACUAGAUUUAAUUUUCCAAAAUCAGUCAGGAAUAUUGAUCAAUUUUUAUAA
Helobdella robusta is the source of this 2802-nucleotide messenger RNA. RefSeq lists its product as hypothetical. Gene Ontology annotation, biological process: axoneme assembly; cilium movement involved in cell motility. Lineage: Eukaryota; Metazoa; Annelida; Clitellata; Rhynchobdellida; Glossiphoniidae. The transcript is spliced from 13 exons. The coding region runs from base 1 to 2802 and encodes 933 amino acids. The record is from RefSeq and is a predicted model, not a curated record.